AAGAUGGACGUCAGUAUAAAUACAGAGCUUGAAAAGUGCACAUCAAGGCCAAAGUUGAUACUUUUAGAAGCCAAAUUUCAGCGCAAAUCGUGGAGAAUCAGUUCGAAAUUUUGGAGAGGCCCAGAUCCAUUUUCCUAUUUGCCCCCUUGAUGUUAUAUCCCAUUCAUUAGGACGAUAUUGCACCUAGAGUAGAAGCCGAUGUUGCUGUCCUUCACGUUGAAUCAACUGUCACUCAGCACAAGUCAACACCAGCGUCCUUCUAAGGCCAAGUUAGAUCUCUAAAAUGUUAAAAGUUUGACAUUGUCAUAUUGAAAUAUGGCUACCAGGUUGGAUCGUUUAUUUCUGCUGUUAGAGACAGGAAGUACCCCUGUUGUAAGACGCUCCGCAGCAGAGCAGUUAGGGGAAGUUCAGAGGCUGCACCCCCAUGAACUAAACAACCUGCUCUCUAAGGUUCACACAUACCUAUGUAGUUCUAGCUGGGAUACUAGAAUAGCAGCAGGACAAGCUGUCCAGGCCAUAGCGAAACAUGUUCCCCAAUGGAACCCAAAACCUGCAGUACAUCAAGAAAAUGUUAAUGAGCCAGAAAAGAAGUUAGAUUCCAGGUUCUCUGUCCUGUCACAGUUUGACAUCAGGAAAGUCUUGCAGAAAGGUGCAUCUCUACUGGGAUCUGCUGGUAAAGAGUAUGAACUGGAAGACACUGCUACAGGUCUUGAUCAAAAGGAACGGUUGAGUAAACAGCGCCAACUAUUGAACAAAAGAUUAGGCCUAGAUGUCGCCGGUGGUCUUGGUAUGCAGACAACAGAUUUAUUUGCAGAUGAAGAUCUUGUUACUAAUGGCAACAGAGAUGCUAAACCAGGCCCAAGUCAGGUGCAAGUUGGUGACCUGGUUGAACAGCAGAUGUUGUCUACUGUUGCUACUGGAGACAUGAGUUCCCGAGAGAUCAACAAAGCCAAAAGAAAAGCCAAACUCCUUGCUAAACAGAUAUCUAGAGACUUCCAAACCAAUGGUGGAAGCAACAAUAAGUCUCUUGAUGAACCAGCUGUUAAACUACGUAAAACCAGCAGUGUAGUUGUCGAUCAGCCUGCAGAUGACAACAAAGUAGUCAUUGACAAUGUGCCAAAUGAUAUCAUCGACUUGGAUGAGCUGGAUGAUUGGCAGUUUGAAUCAUUCUGUGAGGUUCUGACCAAUGAUCUCUUUAACCCUCUAUGGGAGGUACGUCACGGUGCUGCAAUCGGCCUGCGUGAAAUCAUGAAACUACAUGGUGCAGGUGCUGGCAAGCUGGUGAAUAGAACAUUAGAAGAGCUGCACACAGACAACCAGAGUUGGUUGGAGGAUCUCUCUGUGAGGUUAUGCUGUGUACUUGCCCUAGAUAAGUUUGGUGACUAUGUCUCUGAUGAGGUUGUAGCUCCAGUGAGAGAGAACUGUGCACAAACUCUAGGUGUUGUCUUACGUCACAUGGCUCCCAGUGGUAUAGCAGGUGUACUUGGCAUAAUCAUGCAGUUAUUGGGCCAGGCCCAGUGGGAAGUCAGACAUGGGGGUCUGCUUGGACUAAAGUACAUGCUAGCUGUUCGACAAGAUAUGACCUCACAACUGUUGCCAUCGGUGAUGUGGGCUGUCUAUGCAGGUCUUAAUGAUGGGGAUGAUGAUGUUAGAGCUGUGGCAGCUGCAGCACUCCUACCUGUCAUAGAUUCCCUAAUCAAUACUCUGCCAAUGGAGGUUCCUAAAUUAAUCCUAUGUCUCUGGGAUAUAUUACUUGAUUUGGAUGAUUUGACAGCUUCUACAAAUUCUGUAAUGACCUUACUCUCAGCACUGCUGUCCAAGCCUCUGCAGUCUACUUCAAGUCUAUCAAACCUCCAAGAUCUUGUGCCAAGAUUGUGGCCAUUUCUGCGUCAUAACAUCAGUUCUGUACGUCGUGCCUCUCUCGACACACUCCAUACAAUUCUGUGCCAGUCUGGAAACACAUCUGAUUGGCUGCCACCUAUUCUCCUGGACACAUUGAGGCAUAUCUACCAGAGGGCGCUACUAGAAUACAAUGAUAGCCUACUUGAGCACAUUUAUAAGGUAUGGUGUGCAGUGUUGGAAAAAUCACCACUGGACAUAUUAGUACAAACUGCUUGUCCCUGGUUGAAUAUGUGCCUAUGCCAAAUGAUGCAGCCGCUGAACACUCCCUUUGAUCCAAACUUCAUAAUACAGGCUCAACACAGAACAAAGGACAUGUGUCAUAGCAGUAGAGGACAUCAAACCAGUGAGAAUCCUGCUAAAAAGCAACAAGAUUACAUCGCAGGGUAUGAGUCAUUUACGCUGCUCCCGGCUGAUCGGGACAUCAGAGUUAUACGGUCACGCCUCUUAGCUACUAGAAUGUUGGGUCAACUGUCAUUCUACAUCACAAAGCCAGUGACAUUUCUCCCUGAGGGUGUUGAACUUCCGAUAGAAUCUCUUGCCAAACUUCUUGUAUUUCACCUCACCAACAAAUCUGCUGUUCAAAGGUUCACAGUUGCUGAGAUGAUCAUACAUUGGACUAAGGAUAAGAUACUGGAGUGUCCAGAUGUGAUAAAGAGCAAGUUGUUAGAGUGUGCCAAUGAGGCUAUCUACUUUGAUGAGAUAGCUCUAAUGUUUGCAAGGCUACAGAAUGAGUGUAAAGACUUCAUGGCAGGUCUCAAGCAGGCAGGGGUUGAUGUACAGCCAAUCAUUAAUGCAGGGGCUGUCUUGACUCUGGACCAGGCUACAUUACUGGCUACCACAGUGUAUGAGAGUGUGAAGAAUCAAAUCAAACCAAAAGCUCACAUCCCAAUGUUUGAUAGCAGAUGCUCCGCUUUACUGAACACAGUCACACAGACCAGUAAAGAACAGCAGAUACUCAGUAUCAGGGUCCAAGGGAGUAUAGCAGGUACUCUGGUUAUCCUCAACCACUUACCAGAAAAACUCAACCCAGUUGUACGACCUCUCAUGGAUAUUAUUAAAAAAGAAGAAAAUGUUCAACUGCAAAAACAGGCCUCUGAGAGAUUGGCCCUGUUGAUUGAGCAAUGUUGUAAGCGGUCUCAACCUCCUACGGCAAAGAUCAUGAAAAAUCUGUGCACAUUUUUGUGCAGUGAUACUACAUGUACUCCUUCCAUAUCAACCAGUCAGGAAAGCCUUGUUGCUCAAUCUCCUUAUGCAGAUAUGUACUCCGGAAUUUUAACAUUAGAUUCAAUAAGUAAGAAUGCUGAAAAAAGUGCCAAAAGUACAAGGGGACGUAAACCUUUAGCUCUAAACACAGACUCAAUAUGUACUGCUGGAACUCCUGAGAAUUCUAUACAACGAAGAGGAGCUCAGUUUGCAUUGACUGCCUUGGCAGGACAUUUUGGCGAUGGCCUUGCUGAUGAAGUUCCAAGUUUCUGGGUCACAGCAAUACAUGGUCUCUCUGUUGAGGAGAAACAAGAUUCUGAAACCAGAGACAAAACUGAAGCAAUAGAGUUAGUCAAUUCACUUCAAGUAUUGGAGACUAUAGCAUCAUCUCUGACAGAGAGUCUACUGAAACAGGUUUUGGCAAGAUUGCCUCAGUUGUGCUCCAGAUUAAACAAUCCCUUCUCUGCUGUUCGCCACAUGGCAUCACGUUGUCUGGGGAUGCUCAGUCGCAUAGCAACCAGUGAAACUCUCAGUUACACCCUUGAGCACAUUCUCCCUCUAUUGAGUGCCUCACACAAUGAUACUAAGAGACUAGGUGCUAUUGAGGCUGUUACAAACAUUAUCAAUGCCCUUGAAGUGGAGAUUGUGCCAUAUGUUGUAUUGUUAGUGGUACCAGUCCUAGGGUGUAUGAGUGACCAGAACAUUGGUGUGAGACUCAUGGCAACACAGUGCUUUGCAACUCUUAUACGAUAUAUGCCCCUUGAGGCUGGUGUACCAGACCCACCAAAGAUGGCGCCUAAAUUAAUUGAACAGAAAGAUCUUCAGAGGAAGUUCUUGGAACAGCUCCUAGAUGGCAGUAAAAUAGAUGACUACAAGGUUCCUAUUCCCAUAAAAGCAGAAUUAAGAAAAUAUCAACAGGAUGGUGUAAACUGGUUGGCCUUUCUGAACAAGUACAAGCUUCAUGGGAUCCUCUGUGAUGACAUGGGGCUGGGGAAGACACUUCAAUCUAUAUGCAUUUUGGCUGGAGACCACUUUAAUAGACAACAAAAAUACAAGGAAGUUGGUUCUGAAGACUGCAAACCCCUACCUUCUAUAGUGGUCUGCCCCCCUACAUUGACAGGACAUUGGGUGUAUGAGGUAGAGAAAUUUGUCAGCCCAGAGCACCUGCACCCUCUGCACUACACAGGUCCACCUAAUGAGAGGUUAAGGCUACAAAAGGAAGCUAAGCAGCACAAUCUUGUUGUAGCAUCAUAUGAUAUUGUCCGGAAUGAUAUUGAAUUCUUUAGCACUUUGAAGUGGAAUUACUGCAUACUGGAUGAAGGUCAUAUUAUUAAGAAUGGCAAAACAAAGAUCUCUAAGGCAGUGAAACAACUGAACUGCAACCACAGGGUGAUUCUCUCAGGUACUCCCAUACAAAACAACGUCCUUGAACUCUGGUCAUUAUUUGAUUUUCUUCUCCCUGGAUUCCUUGGCUCGGAAAAACAAUUCAAUGCCCGAUAUGGAAAGCCGAUCCUGCAGAGUCGAGAUGCCAAGAGUUCAUCGCGGGAUCAAGAGGCAGGGGCACUGGCUAUGGAUGCCCUGCACCGACAGGUGUUGCCAUUCUUACUAAGGAGGCUGAAAGAGGACGUGUUACAAGACCUACCACCCAAAAUUAUUCAGGAUUAUUAUUGUGAUCUCAGUCCACUACAGGUAACCCUGUACGAGGAUUUCUCAAAAAGUCGUGCCAAACAAUCAGUUGAUGACGGUGUUAGAGCUGGCCAGACUUCUCAGGUCAAUGUUCAGACCACUACACAUGUCUUUCAGGCAUUACAAUAUCUCCGUAAAGUGUGCAACCAUCCUUCAUUGGUAUUAACCAAUCAGCAUCCACAAUACAAGACCAUCAUGCAGAAUCUGCGCCAAACAGGUGUUAGUCUUAAUAGCAUACAACAUGCAGCAAAACUGGUUGCACUCAAGCAACUGUUGUUAGACUGUGGUAUAGGAGAGGGGAGUGAGGAGAGUCCAGUUGUAAACCAACACAGAGUCUUACUAUUUUGUCAACAGAAAACCAUGCUGGAUAUCAUAGAGAAAGAUUUAUUCAAGAGUCACAUGCCCAGUGUUACAUACUCAAGGCUAGAUGGAACAGUGCCAGCAGGAAAUAGACACUCGCUUGUCAGCAGGUUCAACAAUGAUCCGUCCAUAGAUGUGCUUCUAUUGACAACCCAUGUAGGUGGCCUUGGCUUGAACCUGACUGGAGCUGAUACUGUCAUAUUUGUAGAACAUGAUUGGAACCCAAUGAAGGACCUUCAAGCAAUGGACCGCGCCCAUCGUAUUGGACAGAAAAAAGUGGUUAAUGUGUAUCGCCUCAUCACUCGUGGUACUUUGGAGGAGAAAAUCAUGGGGUUGCAGAAGUUCAAACUGAAUAUUGCAAAUACUGUGAUCAGUCAAGAGAACUCAAGUCUACAAACUAUGGGAACAGACCAGUUGUUAGACCUCUUCUCAUUGGACAAUAAGACCAAAGGAAGCACCCUUGGCCAAAAAUCUGACGAAUCAAAAUCUGUGAAACAGGAAUCAAUGGCUAAAAUGUUGGACAAUUUAGGUGAACUUUGGGAUGAAAAGCAAUAUGACAAUGAAUAUGAUCUGAGCAGUUUCAUGAAAUCUUUGUCAUAAAACUGGAACAAAUUGCAAAAGACCUUUCCAAUAAAUCCUGUUCCUUUGGUGAACCAAGGAAAC
Molecule: messenger RNA, 5814 nt
Organism: Owenia fusiformis
Lineage: Eukaryota; Metazoa; Annelida; Polychaeta; Sabellida; Oweniidae
Source: the annotation of a GenBank genome assembly